This is a messenger RNA of Lycium barbarum (goji berry), 948 nucleotides long. RefSeq lists its product as uncharacterized. The record is from RefSeq and is a predicted model, not a curated record. The transcript has a single exon. Bases 1 to 948 code for a protein of 315 amino acids. Lineage: Eukaryota; Viridiplantae; Streptophyta; Magnoliopsida; Solanales; Solanaceae.
AUGCCUAAAACUCCACCACCGAACAUAAAUGCUUUAGUAGAAGGUACCCCAAUAGCUGACAUAGCUGGAAUGCCUCUGGAAGAGGCUAUCAGUCUACUGAUGAGACAAUUAGCUGAAGCCAGAGAACAAGCGGACCGCCUGAGGGCCGAGAAAGAAAAUACCACUAAUGUUGAGGCUAGGAAACCUCCACCCACUUUCCCAAAUCUAGAUUUACCAAUUCCCGAUCAUUUCCCUCAAACCCAUAUUGGGGCUACCUUUCAGACUCCACUGCACCAAAAUACCACCCAUGUGGGGAGUUCCUCCCACCAUACCCUAACUUUUCAAACACCAACUCGCACUACAAACGCAAAUGCUUAUCAAGCCCCUCAGGCAACUGGAGUUCCAGUGACCCAUCCCGUACAACCAAAUGUCACUUUUGAAGAUCAUGUCACCCAUAGUGACUCUUUGCCAGAAUUGGAAAACAUGAAAAUGUUCUUCGAAGCAAGAAUAGACAAAAUAGAGAAGGAGAUGGGGAAGAAAAUUGUCGAGCUGGAACAUGGCUCUAAGAAGAAAGAAGGGUUGAGGUACUCUGACCUGUGCAUCCAUCCAAACUUAGGUCUGCUUGAAAGUUUCAAAAUUCCCAAAUUUGAUCGCUUCAAUGGGUCGGGUAACCCCAGAGCCCACUUAAGGGCUUACUGCGACCAAUUGGUUGGAAGUGGCGGAAAUGAAGCCCUGCCCAUGAGGUUGUUUAGUCGAAGCCUGUCAGAAAUGACUAUGGAAUGGUUCAUUUCUCAAGAUAUUAGCCGGUGGAAAACAUGGGAAGAAAUGGCAAGUUCAUUCAUGGAAAGAUUCCACUUCAAUGUGGAACAUGUACCUGAUUGCUUCUCAUUGGAUAAAAUUCGUCAGAAAUCGACUGAGAAUAUGCUAGUCGCUGGAGAGAUAAAGCGGCACGUGUAUAACCUCCUAUGA